AUGCCGCAUCGAACUACUUACAUUUUCCCGAGGCAAUUUCCAGACAGCAACUUUGACUCCUCAAAGUUUGUCUCGGAUCACGAGAAGAAAAGCGAACGAAAGUUUGAGGCUUGUGGUCACGAAGAGGUCGCUCUCAACCUCACAGGAAAAGAAAUUAAUAGAGACUCGGAGUCUAAACAUAAUUGUAAAGAUAACAGUAGUAGUGACAUUUCUCAUAGAUUCACGGGCGACAGGAUUCACAAAAAGCAGUUGGCUCCCUUUGUGAACUGGCUGACCAAGAAGAAAAAGAAAGACGAAUCAUUCAAUCGACUGAAUCCCGAGAAGAUCAGAUCAGAUGAUGGGAACAUCAUUGAAGAGGAAGAGCGUGAGCCAUUUCUACCAUCACCACCGUCUGCUUUGGUGGUUCCCAGUGCGGUGGUUGAUUGUGAAUGCCAGGUGGGUAAAGAGAGACGCUUGGAAUUGGAACGGAAGGUGUCGCUGCAGCAGUUGUCUAGUAAUGGGAGCAAUUAUAGCAUUGGUGCUGAUCAUCAAGGGAAGAAGAGGGGAUUUGAGAGGCAGCUGUCACUGCAGAGAUUUUCUAGUGGUGGGAGCACGAGUUAUGCUGGUAGUUUGUUUUCGGGAACCACUUUGGAUGGGAAUUGGUCGAGUAUUACUACUGGGAUACUUAAGGAUCCAACUACAACAAACGAUGUGGAGGAGGUAAGAGGAGUUGAAAACGUUGGCAAUGGAUUGGCACAAAGGUUUAAAGAGGGCUAUUACUUGCAGCUCGGUCUUGCUAGAAGGCUUACUGGGCAGGCUACACUUGUUGCUGAGCCUAUGCUAAUGCAGGAGUCUAGAAGUGCUGAGCAUCUUGUUGGUGGAUCUGCUGAUGCAGAAAUUGCCUCCUACCGACUCUGGGUCAGUGGUUGUUUGUCUUACACUGACAAGAUAUCAGAUGGGUUCUAUAACAUUUUGGGAAUGGAUCCAUAUAUGUGGUUGAUGUGCAAUGAGUUGGACGAAGGUAGAAGAAUGCCACCUCUAAUGGCAUUGAGAACACUUGAACCUAAUGACACCUCUAUGGAGGUGGUUCUUGUUGAUCGUAGAGGGGAUUCACAACUCAGGGAGCUUCAGGACAAAGCUCAAGAGCUAUAUUAUUCUGCCGAAAAUACAUUAGUUUUGGUAGAGAAACUUGGCAAACUUGUCGCUGUCAACAUGGGGGGCUCUUUUCCGAUGGAGCAAGGUGACCUAAAUGUUGGAUGGAAAUUGGUUAGCCAGAGAUUAAAGGAUUUCCAAAAAUGCAUUGUGCUCCCUAUUGGUAGCCUUUCCAUGGGACUUUGCCGGCACCGCGCUAUUUUGUUCAAGGUCAUGUGGACGCUUUCCCUGACACUUUUGUUUGUUGACACUCUGCUCGAGGUAGUUUAUAGGACUCAGGAUAGCCAUAUUAACGUGGGACUCCUUUUUAUCCAGAAAUUGGCGGACUAUGUUGGUUUGCCUUGCCGGAUUGCUCGAGGUUGCAAGUAUUGUGUUUCAGAUCAUCGAUCUUCAUGUCUUGUCAAAAUUGACGAUGAACGAAAGCUUCCAAGGGAAUUUGUAGUUGAUCUAGUUGGGGAACCAGGAAAUGUCCACGGUCCAGAUUCCUCAAUCAAUGGAGGUGUAUUUUCAUCAGUGCCUUCACCAUUUCAGAUAUCACAUCUCAAAGCAUUUCAGCAAUCUGAGCUGUCUAAUGAAGUAGAUCUUCAACUACUGAACUCAAAGUAUACUUGUGGUGCUGAAAAUCCUCUUUUUUCAGGCAGGGGAAAAGAAAUCUAUCAAGUGAAGGAUAUUGGCUUGCCAGGAAAUUUAAAAGAUGAUUUGUGCAGACAAGAUGUUCUUGGUGUUGCUUCCACUGGGAUAUCUGGAGAUGAUUGUUCUAGACCAGGUGGUGACAAAAUAAUUAUCAAACAGACAUAUAAUGAGGACAUUGUUGUAUCUUCAAACGCAAUAGUGUCUCUCUCUAACAGACAACCUCCUCGAAUUACCUGCUCUAAUGAACAAGAUUGUAUGAAUGUUAAGAAUAGACCUCCAAAUCAUGAGAAGCACCCAGCUACAGUCAUUCCAAGAUACUUGAAUCUUGAGCCUUCUCUUGCAAUGGAUUGGCUUGAGAUCUCAUGGGAUGAAUUGCACAUUAAGGAGCGUGUUGGUGCUGGUUCAUUUGGGACAGUGCAUCGAGCUGAAUGGCAUGGAUCCGAUGUUGCAGUUAAGGUUCUUACUAUCCAGGAUUUUCAUGAUGAUCAGUUUAAAGAGUUCCUUAGAGAGGUUGCUAUUAUGAAACGCGUUCGACAUCCAAAUCUAGUUCUCUUCAUGGGUGCUGUUACAAAACGUCCACAUCUAUCUAUAGUGACAGAGUAUCUUCCAAGAGGUAGCCUAUACAGACUAAUACACAGGCCAGCUGCCGGGGAGAUCUUAGAUCCAAGGCGGAGGUUACGAAUGGCUCUCGAUGUGGCUAAGGGUAUCAAUUAUCUUCAUCGUCUUACUCCACCUAUUGUUCACUGGGACCUCAAAUCUCCAAAUCUGUUGGUUGAUAAAAAUUGGACUGUAAAGGUCUGUGAUUUUGGUUUGUCAAGGUUCAAAGCAAACACAUUCAUUUCAUCGAAGUCUGUUGCUGGAACGCCAGAGUGGAUGGCACCUGAAUUUCUUCGUGGAGAGCCCUCUGACGAGAAGUCUGAUGUGUACAGUUUUGGGGUGAUUAUAUGGGAGCUUGUGACCAUGCAACAGCCUUGGAGUGGACUUAGCCCUGCCCAGGUGGUUGGAGCAGUUGCCUUUCAGAAUCGAAGGCUUGCAAUCCCUUUGAACACGUCUCCAAUACUGAUAUCUUUGAUGGAGUCUUGCUGGGCUGAUGAUCCUGCACAACGCCCGACUUUUGCUACUAUAAUGGAGACAUUAAAGAAGUUGCUCAAGUCCCCAUUUCAAUUAAUACAAACUGGCAGGCCAUGA
This is a messenger RNA of Fraxinus pennsylvanica, 2952 nucleotides long. NCBI's taxonomy places the organism in Eukaryota, Viridiplantae, Streptophyta, Magnoliopsida, Lamiales, Oleaceae. The record is from the annotation of a GenBank genome assembly.